GUAGCAGGUGGAUCGCGCCGAACUGUCGAGCGAUUGGUACUCCAGCGCCGCGCCGCGUCAACCCGGCGGCGGUGGGGGACCGCGAGAGCAACGGCCGACACAAACGCCUCCUUCUGCGCGGGGCCGCCGCUCGGCGCCAAGCUGGAGCCCCAACAACAACCCCCAGCGGCGGCGGCGGAAGUGUCGAGGGGGGAGGAGGAGGGAGGAGGCAGCGGCGGCCCUCCCAAGCCGGCCCCGACGGAGCUGCCCCCGCCGGAGCCGGCUCAGACCCUGGUGUUCGUGGAUGCCGAGACGACGGGGCUGCCUGAGAGCCGGCCCCGCGCCACUGAGCUCUGCUUCAUCGCCGUGGACCGCCGCGGCCUGAGCGUCGCGACGAGGACCGACGAGGGCGUGCCGCUGCCCCCGCGCGUCCACGACAAGCUCACAUUUUGCAUGGAGCCCAACAAGGUGGUGGAUGCGGAAGCCGGGAGACUCACCGGACUGACCAACGACAUCCUGGCGCAGAACCGGCGACGCCCGUUCGACGCUCGCGCGGCACGGCUCGUCCUCGACUUCCUGGCCCGGCAGGCGCCCCCCGUGUGCCUUGUGGCGCACAACGGCAUCCAGUUUGACUUCCCGCUGCUCAAGGAUGAGCUGUCGAGCGUGGGGGAGACGCUGCCGCCCGGCACGCUGUGCGCCGACACGCUUCCGGCCAUGCGCCAGAUCAUGGCUCACAACUCCCCGUGGCCGACCCCCGAGUUGGCGCAGCCGCCCCCCGGCGAGCACAGCCGCAAGCGCAAGCUUCUGGCCCGGGGUCGUGGCCGGGGUCGCGGCCGGGGCUACGCGAAUGACUACGGCUACGAGGACCCCAACUCGCACAGGAAGGUGGCGUUCGGCAAAAAGAACAAAUUCCGUCUGGGCGACAUCUACGUGCAGUUCUUUGGCCAUGAGCCGCCGGUGGGCUUGCACAACGCGGAGACCGACACGAUGGCGCUGCUGUCGAUAGCACAGCACUGCGCGCCGCAGCUCCUCGCCUGGAUGGACCUGAACGCUCGUCCCAUCGCCGACGUACAGCCCCUAUACCAGCCGGCGCCCCCCAAGGACGGCACCAAGAAGGAGGAGGGUGAGGAGGACGACGACGUCAUCGUCCUCCUGUGAGCCGUGUCUGUGGGGCCGCCCUCUGUCGCUCCACCUUCGCCGUUUCGGCGGAGUUAUUUUUUCAUUGCUGUGUACAUCUACCCUCAUCCGCCAGUGGAUCGGAGUGGGGAAAAAAGGUCUCUGCGCAUGUAACGGAGCUUCUCACGGUUACGUGCACCCACCUUUGCCGAGCUGCGCUUGACCGGAGUGGUGAGGUACGGUAAAACAAAAAAACAGCCCACGACCGUACAUGGCGUGGGGGAGGCCCUCAUCCAGCAGUGGAUUGACAAAAACGGUGGCACGUGGUUUUUGUGCAGUUCAGAGGCCACGAGGGUGGUUAGUCAUCGUCACCAUCAUCAGCUAUGAUCAGUCCACUGCUGGUUGAAGGCCUCCCCAAGCCGUCUCCAUCUCUCACACGAGUGCGAUGGCUGUUCUUCGAUUGCUUGAUAAUUGUUUGCGGAAUCGAGCGACUCAAAUCAUCGGAAAGCCCCGAUUAUAAUCACAGCCACAGGCUCGGUGGCUCAGUGGCAGUGCGAGCGGCUCGCAGCCCGAAGGUUAAAGUGAGUACCACUCUGGGGAAGUUAACAGCGGUUGUCCUGUGGAGGGACUAACCCCCCUCUAUAGGAAUGUGGAAUUUCCACCGCUCACUUCGCAGAGCUGUAAACACGAUGAGAUGAGCACCAAUGCCUCGAUGCUCAUUGGAGCAGGAGAUCACUCUGAAACCAUCACCACGGUCCUCCUUCUCAGCCAAAACGUCCCACUUACUGCUGGUUCGUCAACAACAUUGCCUUAAAAAUAUAUAUAACAGGCGACGUUUCAUAGCACAUUACUGUUGGGGUCAGCUGCUCGGAUUUGCUUUCUCCACGUGCUUGUAUUACAUGGCCCUUGUCCAGUUACAUCCACUACUAUUACCCUUGCAUAGAGAUCCAUAGACUUACAUAGAGACCCAAACACUUUCAUAGAGUUAUACAGAGAUCCAUAGACUUACAUAGAGA
Messenger RNA from Petromyzon marinus (sea lamprey), 2111 nucleotides. Lineage: Eukaryota; Metazoa; Chordata; Hyperoartia; Petromyzontiformes; Petromyzontidae. The record is from RefSeq and is a predicted model, not a curated record.